UUUUUUUUUUGCCUUUUUAUUUAAUCUUUAUGAACAUGCAAUAUACUUCAUCUUUUCAAUUACAUUUCUCUUCUCCUUCAUAUCCAUUAAUGCAGUUUGAUUAUAAUUCUGUAGUGUCUCCUCCAUUAACACCUACUGUUUCACCUUCAAAUUCAAUAGUGAUAGAUACAAGUAGUAGUUUUAAUAGCUUGAGUGAUAGAAGAAAUGAUACAUUGUAUAACAAUAGAUUUAGCACAUCAAAUAAUUCAUCAAAAAAUAUCUUAUCAAAAGCUCCUUAUCCUCAACAUAAACAUGUAUGUCGUUUUCAAUUUUGCGGCUGGAGUUUUAAGCGUUAUGAGCAUUUAAAAAGACACAUGCUUGUUCACACAGGAGAAAGACCCCAUUUAUGCCAUUUUCCAGGCUGUGGUAAAAGUUUUAGUCGAUCAGAUAAUUUUCAUGCUCAUUAUCGUACACAUACAAAGAAAAAAUUAUCAAAAAAGCGUAAUACAAAAGCUACUAGUGUAACUGCAAUUGAACGUCAGCUUAGUAGUAAAUUUAAUACAACCACUACUUCUGCUGCUAGUAGCAUUGCUACUAAUGCAGUCGCUGCAGUGGCUGCAUCUCAACAUCUUGGAUCUUCUGGUUCUGUUUAUUACAAUACAAACUUAUCGAACUAUCGAUCAGAGGUACAACAAUAUAUAUACAUACUCUAAUUUAUUCUAUAUUAAUUCUCUCUUUUAUUGCUAGAUCAGUGAUUAUUUAAAGGCAUAUACAUUUCAUCCAACUACACCAUCUAUUAUGAAUUUUGAUAUACAACAAACAUCAUCAAUAAGUCCAACUUCAUCUCCAACCCCAUCUUUAUCAUUAUUAAAUCAUGAACAAUCAAUUAAUACAUUCAUUUCUUUAUCGAAUAAUAAUAUGUAUACUGCUUCUCCCCCUAAAAUACAAUCAUUAGAAUCUUCUAAAAAGACAAACACUACUAAUAAGAAACGACAAUUAUCAAAUAAUAGUAAUAAAAUUCAUAUAUGUCCUUUAUCGGAAUGUCAACGUCAAUUUAAACGCUUUGAACAUCUUAAAAGACAUAUGAAGGUUCAUACUUUGGAAAGACCAUUUAGUUGUUCUUAUCCUGGUUGUCAAAAAAAUUUUUCUCGAUCUGAUAAUUUAUCACAGCAUAUAAAAACUCACGAAAAAAAAAAGAAAAAGAUGUAA
Molecule: messenger RNA, 1188 nt
Organism: Cokeromyces recurvatus
Lineage: Eukaryota; Fungi; Mucoromycota; Mucoromycetes; Mucorales; Mucoraceae
Exons: 1
Coding region: 30-692 (220 amino acids)
Biological process (GO): regulation of transcription by RNA polymerase II
Cellular component (GO): PcG protein complex; transcription regulator complex
Molecular function (GO): RNA polymerase II cis-regulatory region sequence-specific DNA binding; DNA-binding transcription factor activity, RNA polymerase II-specific
Source: RefSeq, a predicted model, not a curated record